UUUCCGCAGGAUGGUGAGCCUGUCUUAUAAAAAAUGCACAGAAUUUUGCAUUUCUAGCGAACAUCCGAUAAAGUGGGUGCGUGCAGAGUGAGAGACAAGGCGUGAAAUGAAGGGUUAAAUUCUAAGUGAAUAGUUGCAACCAUAUGGUGUUUCUGCCUGACAAAUUAUUUAUGAUCUCCAAGCAGAGACUCUGCGAAUAUCAAACACAUCCCGCGCCACUCUGAGCCAUACAUUUGCAUGAAAUUGUGCCAAAGUGUGUAAGUUCAAAGUGUCCAAUUAAUACACAGUAUUUGAAUAAAUAGUGAAAUACAGAAAUAUGUAUGGAAAUUGUGACAUAUGCGUGUUCUGGGACGCUCUAUGCAAGUUCAGAUGGUCUAAUGCCGACACUCAAGGCUUAUCUUGUCCAGUGACAAAUGGCGACAUGUUGACACAAUUAUGGCAUUUAAGAAGCGGCCGACGGCUGAAAGUGGAGUAGUGAAAGAGCAUUUCUUAAUAUUUGGCAUUUCGACGGCCCAGGUAAAAUGGCAAAGAGGAAAAUUGGGGUGGAGAAGAAGCCACCGCGAAUGAGCUACAUUCCCCGGAGUCCCAGUGUGACGCCAACGGAAGUGCUGUGCUUGGACGAGUCGGAAACUCUGCUGACACACGCGGAUCACUAUCAGAAGCCGACGGGGCCCGGAGGGAAUGGCUCCCAUGGCAAGUUCCUCUCGCCCACCGUCACAAUUGAGGAGGCGCACCAGAGCACGGACAAGAACGGAGGUGCCCGGGCGAAGGCGGAUUUAGACGUGCCAGUGGCGUGUGGGGCGAAUCUGCGCCAGAAGAGGCUCUCCUCCUCGGCGACGUCGCCCUUCACCGAACUGACCUCUCUGACAAAUUUCGCCAACUCAGGCACCGGCUCAAUUCAGUUGUCAAUGGAUCGCGGUCCACACGACUGGGGCGAGACAACAAGGAGCUACGUGAAGGCGCAGAGGAGACACGCCGGAAGAACAACAUUCAGAGGGCAGGUGUACAACUUCCUGGAACGCCCUUCAGGGUGGAAAUGCAUUAUUUAUCACAUCUCCGUGUUUAUGCUCGUGCUCGUAUGCCUAAUUUUUAGUGUUUUGUCGACAAUCGAGGAGUACACGGAUUUCACAAACGAAACGCUCUUCUGGAUGGAAAUAUGGCUGGUGGUGUUCUUCGGCUUGGAGUACAUCGUUCGGCUCUGGUCUGCAGGAUGUCGAUCAAAAUACAUGGGCUUUUGGGGACGACUGCGCUUCAUACGGAAACCCAUUUGCAUUAUAGAUUUGAUCGUCGUGGUGGCGUCCAUGGUGGUGCUGUCCGUGGGAUCAAAUGGUCAGGUGUUCGCGACGAGUGCCAUUCGCGGAAUCCGCUUCCUGCAGAUCCUACGAAUGUUACACGUCGACCGACAGGGCGGAACGUGGCGACUCCUCGGCUCUGUUGUCUACAUUCACCGACAGGAAUUGAUUACAACGCUGUACAUUGGAUUCCUGGGUCUCAUCUUCAGCUCGUACUUCGUGUACUUGGCGGAGAAGGACGUCGUGGGCCCAGAUGGCAAGAAGCACUUCGCCAGCUACGCAGACGCCCUUUGGUGGGGUGUAAUUACCGUCACAACAAUAGGAUAUGGCGAUGCCGUGCCCCAAACGUGGAUGGGAAAAAUUGUGGCGUCGUGCUUCAGUGUCUUUGCCAUAUCAUUCUUUGCACUCCCAGCCGGUAUUCUUGGUUCUGGCUUCGCCCUAAAAGUGCAACAGAAGCAGCGUCAGAAGCAUUUCAAUCGUCAAAUUCCCGCCGCUGCAAUGCUCAUACAAUGCUUAUGGCGCUGCUAUGCUGCCGACAAGAAAUUCCACAGCGUGGCUACAUGGGAUAUUCAUGUGCAGAACAAAGAUGACGCCCAUCCGCCGUCGGGAUCCACGGUACUUCCAACACAAUUGGGGAAGACCCUAAUGGUGCAGGUGGCGAAACGCGGAGCGAGUGUUCUCAAGCGUCGCAAGAGUCGCAAUCGCAUGGAGCAGUCCUCGGCGGCGUGUAACACCCCAACGGCGGCUGGCGAGCACCCGACGCCGCGCAGCGAGUCCACGGACGGCGAUGGAGGCUUCUACAACGACGAGCGCGUUGGCACGCCAAAUCGACAUAGACGCGAAAGGGAAACUGGCAGAGGAAUUUUCACCAGUCAAGCGAGCUCAGUCACGGAAGCGGCUAGCGACGAUGUGGAGCAGUUGGAGCCAAUGGAUCAGGACCAGGAAGGAGACGAUGAUGAGCCGGCUCCAGUGAGAGAAUUGACGGAAACUCAUAAGAAUGCAAUUCGUGCUAUUCGGAAAAUUAAGUACUUCGUGGCGAGGCGCAAGUUCCAGCAGGCACGGAAGCCCUAUGACGUUCGCGACGUGAUUGAGCAGUAUUCGCAGGGCCACUUGAACAUGAUGGUGAGGAUCAAGGAGUUGCAGCGACGCCUCGACCAGACGCUGGGCAAGCCGGGAAGCUACUUGGUGGGCAGCGAAAGGGGCGCGAUGAAGCCCAUGACGGUGGGUGCGCGGCUAUACAGCGUGGAGCAGAAGAUGGGCGGGAUGGAGAAGCAUUUGACUGAUGUGGUCACUAGUAUUGGAACGAUUCAACAACAGCUGAACAGUGUCACUUUCCUCCUCACCACGUAUUUCAAUCAUCAAGGGCCACUUGAGCCGUCCAACAGCACACUCAUGGCAUCGUCAUCGGCUCAAUUCAAGUACAUAGAAGACGACAUGUAAGCUAGAGUGUUUAUUUUUUCAAAUUUUAAUUAAUUUGAAUGC
Messenger RNA from Phlebotomus argentipes, 2774 nucleotides. RefSeq names its product potassium voltage-gated channel subfamily KQT member 1-like. Lineage: Eukaryota; Metazoa; Arthropoda; Insecta; Diptera; Psychodidae. Gene Ontology annotation, cellular component: membrane. Gene Ontology annotation, biological process: transmembrane transport; potassium ion transport. The coding region runs from base 522 to 2732 and encodes 736 amino acids. The record is from RefSeq and is a predicted model, not a curated record. Gene Ontology annotation, molecular function: voltage-gated potassium channel activity. The transcript is spliced from 10 exons.